CUCCAUCUCCCAGCGGGCAGCGCGGCGAGGCCGGCGUCUGGGCCUGGGGCUGCGGGGGGCAGCGGGGCCGAGCCGGGCCGAAGGUGCCGCUGGGGCCUGGCACCAUGGACAUGCCACCCAUCACGCCCGCCGAGCUGCUGUGCCUGGGCUCCAGCCUCGCCUUCUCCGGCCUCUUCUACUACCUGUACAGGAGGAAAGCCAGAGCCGCGGCACACAUACAGGAGGCCCCAAAGCUCCAGGUUGAUGAUGAUCUACCAGCACUGGUGUCUGCAGCUGAUGGGGGAUGCCUGCCUUAUGUGGCCCUGGAAGCCCUGCUGCAUCGGUCCUUAGGCAUCGUGCUGCCGGCCAAGGCUGCGCUGACCAGCCACUACCAUGAGGGGCUGCAGGGCGUGAUCCAGAGACUGCUGCUGAAGGAGCAUCGCCUCAUCUGGAACAGCUUGGCCCGGAGCUGGAGCGAGAGUGAGCGGGUGCUGUCAGAGCAGGUGUACAGCGUGCCCUUCGUGCUGGCCCCGGCGGGCGGCGUGGCGGCAGCACGGGUGAGCGUGGAGAGCCCGCUGCAGGCCGCCCGCCUGCCACUGGAGACCGUGUACGAGCGCUUCCAGCAGCCGGCACACGGUUUCGGAGACCUCCUGGGCCACUACCUGAGCGGGGAGAAGCCCAAGGGCAUCCUGGAGACGGAGGAGAUGCUGCGGGUGGGCGCUGGGCUGACGGGCAUCGGGGAGCUGGCCCUGCACCCCGACGGCUCGCUGCACCUCCAGCCACCGGCCCACGGCGCCGAGUACUUGCUGUGCCAGGGGGACUGGCAGGAGGAGCUGGCAGAGCUGGAGGCGGUGGGCAGGCUGUGGCGGGGGGCGGCCGUGUUGUGUGCUGUGGCGGGCCUGGCCCUGCUCCUGCACGUCCUGCACCGCGCCUGCUGCCAGGCACGGGCACCUGGGGACAAGGAGGAGACAGCCAGCAGCGAAGAGCCCGAGGCCGAGGAGCCCGAGGGCUGCUGCGUGAUCUGCCUGACGCGGCCCCGCGAGUGCGUCCUCUUGGGCUGUGGCCACAUCUGCUGCUGCUUCAGCUGCUUCCAGGCGCUGCCCACCCGCCUCUGCCCCAUCUGCCGCGGGCACAUCGACCGCGUGGUGCCGCUCUACCAGGCCUGAGCGGGCUGCCCGGGGAGGGCACGGCGCAGACACAGCUGGGCCUGGAGCCAGAGGCUCAGCUCUGGGCUUCCUGUGUGGAGGGAGGGGUUCUGGUGUGCCCACUCACCUGGUUUUGGGAGGCAGGGGGAAGGUAGAGCCUCCUCAUUCUCUGUCUGCCAGAGUGGGGCCUCUCCCCUGAAGAUGAAGCCUUGGAAACAUAGUGCCUGUGCCAAGGAGCUGAGCCCCCAGGCCCACACCAGGUGAACCAGGCCUCUUUCCCUCUCCAGAAGCCACAGAGGACUUUCUUGUUUUGCUUUGCCAGCGUGUGGCUUUAUGUGGAGGAUGGCAGGGCCAAAAACCAGGGGCUGGCGGGAUGCAGCGGGCUGACUGAGCCCCGAGCCCCUGCCGGGCCACUGCAGUAACACACCUUGGUGCCAACAAUCCACUGCCCAGGGCGUGUGGGGACAGCCAGGGGCUGGCAGCAGUGCAGAAUGCCCCUCUGCCUCCCGGGGAGGGGGACAGUGUGGCUCUGUCCCUUUCUGCUCUCCCGGAGCCAGCCCAGGCCCGGCCCCGCUGUGCUCAGCUUUCCUGCCCGCCCCCCGGCCCGGGGAGCUGCGAUGGCGUGUGGAGUGAUAAAGCCGAUGAGCUGA
Colius striatus (speckled mousebird) is the source of this 1774-nucleotide messenger RNA. RefSeq names its product mitochondrial ubiquitin ligase activator of nfkb 1-A-like. The transcript has 5 exons. Bases 105 to 1145 code for a protein of 346 amino acids. Gene Ontology annotation, biological process: protein ubiquitination; organelle organization. Gene Ontology annotation, molecular function: ubiquitin-protein transferase activity. The record is from RefSeq and is a predicted model, not a curated record. NCBI's taxonomy places the organism in Eukaryota, Metazoa, Chordata, Aves, Coliiformes, Coliidae.